CUUUAGUGAACCCGUAUUGUUGGUCAUGGAAAAUACCAUUAAUGUUAAAGUGACGUAGCAUCUGGGUGAGCAUUAGUCUUUCAAAAACUUUGCUAAGCACUGGUAAAAUAGAGACCGGCCUAUAGUUGUUGGGUUCUGCACUGUCACCGGAUUUAAACAAUGGAAUCACUUUACUAUGUUUCAUUAAAUCCGGGAAAAUUCCUUGAUCUAUACCUUUAUUAAAGAUGAAAGCCAAAUGAGGUGCUAUAGUUUCUAUAAAAGACCGACACAUCCUAACCGACAUUCCCCAGAGAUCUUCAGUCGAUUUAACUUUAAUAUCAUUAAACGCUUUAAUGACUGCGUGAGGGUUGGUGUACUGAAAACGAAAAACAGAAGAGCAUUCUGUAACAUUGCUUUUAAGAAGCUCAACAGAGAGAGAUGGCGAUGAUUUUAACGUUUCCGUGGUUUUAUGUGGUUCCUUUAUGUUGCCAGGCACAUAAAAUAUGGAAUAUCCAUAGACUACAAGGUGGAUAUAUCAAAAAUUUUGUCUUAUCCAAUUACCCCAGUGCCAUUAUCAAUGUGCCAUUUAGAUGGAAAUAUUUGCAAAACAGAUAAAUCAGCAUUGAUGAAGUUCUUGGAAAAAGAGGUACAGCAUGAGCAUCCACGUCAUGUUGACGUAUUGAUAGUAGAUGGUUUUUUUCUAAUACACACAAUGAAAAACGUUCCAAAAAAAUUUGGAAGUAUUUCGAAGAAAAUGAUGCAAAUGGUUACUCAGUUACAAGCAUUGAGGAUUGACGUUAUUUUCGACCAAUACCUAACACCAUCAAUUAAGGAUUAUGAACAUUCCCAACGGUUUGAGUCCGCACAAUUACCGUACUGCAUAUCUGGACCUGAACAAGUUCGACCCAGUGAUUUCUUGAAAGAAUUGAAAAACUCUAAUUUUAAAGAAGCUCUUGUCAAUUUCUUUAUAUUACAUUGGGCUACUGAUGAAAUGGCGCCCUUUAUUGGUAACAAAACUAUAUAUAUAAACUUUAAAAAAUGCCAUUCUUUCAGCGUUAAUAACUCCAAGAAAGUUGUAUCAAGUAUUUAUGAUGAAUUAUCAUGUCCGGAACAUGAAGAAGCUGACACCAAGAUAAUAUACCACGUGUGCAACAUCAACUAUCCAGCGAAUAUAGUUAUUCGAAGUGUUGACACAGAUAUUAUUGCCAUAAUGCUUGGUCACAUGCACCGCCUACGAGAUGAUUCGUUCGUUUGGAUGCUCACAGGAACUGGUAAUAACUUAAGAUAUGUGAACCUGACGAAGAUACACUCAGAGUUAGGAGAAUCUAUGUGUCGAAGCCUACCUGGAUUUCAUGCAAUCACAGGAUGUGAUUACAAUCCUGCAUUUUUCAGGAAAGGAAAAUUGAAAGCGUACAAACUAUUAAAAAAUUGCGAUGAAUUCCAGAAAGCUUUCAUGAAGUUUGGCGACAGUGAAGUAUUUGAAAAUUAUGAUGAACAAGAAAACGUCUUUAAUACCAUUCAGCGAUAUAUAUGCAAUUUAUAUAGUGUUGGUAAUAUUAUUGAUGUUGAUACAGCAAGAUUCCAAAUGUUUAUAGAUUCUUAUACAGUCUCUGAUGUCAACGAGGCAUUUAAUCGAAAAAAAUUACGAAAUUUCGAUGCCAGCAGUUUGCCACCUUGUAAAAGUGAGCUAUCUCAGCAAUUUUUGCGAGCAAAUUAUAUUUGUACCAUUUGGAAUAAUGCUCACCUGAAGAAACCAACAACAUACAAACCAGAAAAUAAUGGUUGGAUCCUGCAAAAUGAUCAAUAUCAUUUUAAAUGGUUUGAAGGUGAUCAGCUACCAAACUACGUCAGUGAUUCUCUAACAACUGUAUCAGAAACUGGCGAAGAAGAAGACGAUAUUGAUAACGACCAACCCAUAGAUUGGAGCAGUGAUGAUGAAGACACUCAAGAUAUCGACGACUACGAUGACAAUAAUUAAAUAUACUCUUUUUUAUUAAUAAAAUAUCUUUGAAAUGUUUUUGAAUUAAUUAUGAUUCCUAAACACGAAAAUUUUAUAAAAGAAUUUUCUAAACAUUUAUUCGUUGAUUGAAU
Molecule: messenger RNA, 2070 nt
Organism: Spodoptera littoralis (African cotton leafworm)
Lineage: Eukaryota; Metazoa; Arthropoda; Insecta; Lepidoptera; Noctuidae
Source: the annotation of a GenBank genome assembly